This is a messenger RNA of Prorocentrum cordatum, 1959 nucleotides long. The record is from the annotation of a GenBank genome assembly. Lineage: Eukaryota; Dinophyceae; Prorocentrales; Prorocentraceae.
GCUUCGCGGCUCAGCGGGGGCGCCCCAGAGGCGGCGGAUCAGGAGCCGCAGCUGCGCACCUCGGCCGCCGCCGAGGGGCGCCGGACGCCCCUCGCGCCGUCGCAGCGGAGCGGCUCCUCGACCUCGCGUUCUCUGGAGGGCUCGGCGGUGCUGGAGUGCGGGGCCCUGGCCCCGGCCGGCAAAGAGAACGCCCGGCCCGAGGAGCCGCCAGAGGCACGCGCGGCGAGCCAGAGGAGCCCAGGCCCACCAGUUGGCGCGGCUGGCGGGGCCGCGAACCCGUGCGCAUUGCCGCUGGACGCUCCGGCAGGCGCGGCGCACCGCGGCGCACCGGAGCCGCUCUUCCCGGCGACCGCGGCCGCUGGGGAGGUGGCUCACGGGAACGGAUCGGCGCGCGCAGUGCCCGGCUCGCUGUGCCCGAUGUCGCGCCAUGCCUUCGGGGAGGUGUGGAAUCAGUGCGCCAUGCGGCCGGUGAUCCACGGCAACGUGGCGGGCGAAAGCUACCCGAAGAAGACCCCCGCAGGCGGCUGCGGCUUCGACGGCGUUCCGAACGACUUCCCGCCGGAGAAGAGGUGUUGGUACACCCGCGGGGCCAAGGGCGUGGCCGCCGGCAGCUCCAAGUCCGACAAGAGGAGCUCCAGCGCCGUCUCCUCGGCGGCCCACACCGCGGCGUCGGAGCCCCAGGGCCUGGCGGCGGGGGCCUCCGAGGCCGCCCGCCUGGCCUCCUACGCCCGGCAGUUGCAGGGCGUUGGCGCCGCGAGCCCGCAGGGCAUGCAGCGCAGCGCUAGUUCCCCCGAGGUCAAGGGCCGCUCCAGGGCGAUGAUGGACCACGGCACGUUCGGGCAGGGUCACGUGCUUCGGGACGCCGGGGCCCCCGAUGCGGACGCUUUGAACAGAGCUCGGCGGUCGAGAUGGAAGCAGCCACAGCCGUGCUCGCACGCUGUUUUCGACGAGGUAGGAGUCCUGCGACCCCUCGGAUGUUCUCUGGGCUUCGGUCGCCACUGGGCGCUGGGCUGCGCGUAUAACAUUGUAGAUGAGGCUGUCCGAGGCGGCCUGUUCCGGGAGACGCCGUCGCCGCGCCCGAGGGCGUCGCUGCGGGACAGCCCGGGGGUGGCCGCCCUGGUGAGGCCCAGGCUCGUGGGGGAGCGCGGGUGGUCUGCGGCCGCGCGCGGUGUCUGCUCUUCCUUAGCCGAGGAGGCUCUGGAGGACGCAGCGUCCGACCCGUCCACCGAGAUCGACAGCGAGUCGGUCUCCGAGUGCAGCGAGGACAGCUGCGACGACGACUUCUGCCCGGUGCCUCCGGAGGAUACGAUCCUGAUCUUCGACUGGGACGACACGGUGAUGCCCUCCUCGUGGAUCGGCCAGCAGGGCCUCACGCUCGACGACGACAGCUGGCCCACUGAGGAGCAGCAGGCGCAGCUCGACAGGCUUGCGGAGCGUGCGGCGCACACGCUGAGCCUGGCCAAGCGCUACGGCCAGGUGAUCUUCGUGACCAACGCCGAGUCCGGGUGGCUCGAGCUCAGCUGCCAGAAGUUCAUGCCCUCGCUCUGGCCCGAGCUGGAGGACGUCAGGCUCGUGUCCGCCCGCUCGUCCUACGAGCCCCAAGGGGUGGCGUCGCCCUUCGAGUGGAAGUACCUGGCGUUCGAGAGCGAGAUUGGCGGGUUCUACGGGGCGUGCGACGCGGACCUCUUUCUUCUCCUCCUCCUCCUCCUCCUCCUCCUCCUCCUCCUCCUCCUCCGCACACUUUACACAUCAAGACGUUGGAGGUCUGAGUUCUCCUCGUUUUGUUCUCGCAGCCUUCAUUACGGGGAUGCUUGCAACACACACGCACACAAGGUCGCGCCUGGCUGGCCGUCCGUGCGCUCGGCUAGCAUUGUGGCGAGGAGUGCACUCCAGGUAGGGCUGGGUGCAGAUGUCAUCGGCCUUCGGGCCGUUGCUAGCGUGCUGGCUUCAGGGCGGUGA